AUGAAAACGUUUGGGUUUAAGACCAUGUUCACCACUCUAAACCUGCUGCUAAUCGGUGACUGCUUCCAAAAACCCUGCCUUCCGGAACGAUCGCUUCAGUGUGGCCUACGGCCCGCGGGACAGUCCGCAAGCUACGACAACGGAGCAGUUGCCUAUGCCGGCCAGUGGCCGUGGCACGGAACCGUUUACCACUACCGGAAGCGAGCUCGAGCGGCUGCGGUGGAGUUUGCCUGUUCUGGUACCUUAAUCAGCGAGAGGCACGUCCUAAUUGCAAAAAAUUGUGCGAUUGGUGGAAAUGGAUCCUGGUUGGAGAGUGGAGAACUGCUGUUUCGGAUUGGGACACACGCGCAAAAUGUGUUCAACUUUGGAAGAGCUCAGCAUCGGAAGGUGGGGAAAAUCCACCAAUCGGGGGAUUUUAACGCGAAAAGGAAUAAAUUGGCUAUUUUGGAGUUGAGUGAAAUGGUCAGAUUCAAUGAGUACGUGCAACCGGCUUGCGUGCGAAAGGAUAGAAACCAUUUCAUAGAGAAGCUUGGAGUUGUAACAGGUUGGGGGUUGGAGAAAGGAAAGGAGUUUAUUGGUAAUUACAAAUCACGACGAUUCGACUGCCAGGAUUUCGAUAGCCCGCAAUUGAAUCGUACUUUCAUUUGUAGUCAAGACCCUGGUGCUAGUGUCGUAUACAAGUGGGGGCAUAAUUUCGCAACUGUUGGUAUGAUUGAUUGUACGAAAAAGGCAGUCGAUCUAUGUGCAAGGCAUACUCCAUUCGAAGAGGAUACUAUUCAAGUUUCAAAAUACUUUUCGUGGAUUGUAGACGUAGCGGAUCUUGACCACCUGCAAAAAGUCAGAAAAGGACAAAACCACGAUCCAUCGAUGCAAUACUCAGAAAUUUUACCGCGACGGAACUGUGGAAAUCUUGUUCUUUCCGGCAAUACUAGUAAUUUGUACCGGUAUCCAUGGAUGGCCAUCGUUAUUGGAGAUAUGCUGGAUUUUUAUGAUAAUAAGGCAACAUGCAUGGGAACACUCAUCAGCCACCACUAUGUUCUGACCACUUCUUCUGCUAACUUUUUCAUAGGCGAACCUCAAUUGGUUCGCUUAGGAGAUUACGACACCCAAACGAAUCCAGAUUGCAGUGAAAACGAAGAAACAGAAUGUGCUUCACCCUAUGAAGAUUAUGAAGUGGCUUACACUAUAUUGCAUCAGGAUUAUUUUAACCAACCCAUGGAUUACGCUAUAAAUGAUAUCGCUUUAAUUCGUACAAAGAAAGCAGUUUAUUUUGAUGAUCACAUACAACCCGUUUGCCUUCCAAUAACUCAAAACCUAAGACAACUAAGCAUCAAACGAUACACCAAAACAGGCUGGAAACCGAGGUCAAAGUCACCAAAUUUGCUCCAAAAAAAUGUAGUGACUCUCUCGAACAUUACCGACUGUUUCGAUAACCAUGCAAUCACAAAUUUCGACGCGAUAAUGUGCACAAAAGGAAAGCAACAUUUCAGAUUAGGUUCGCCCCUCGGCAGCAUCGUUGAUCACAACGGACGGCGAUUUGUGCAGUUCGCGGUGGAGUCGUACGAACUGAAAGGGUCCACAUUGUACACUUUGACUUCGUGCAACAUGGACUGGAUCGUAGCCAACAUGAAAAAAUAG
Messenger RNA from Culex quinquefasciatus (southern house mosquito), 1638 nucleotides. RefSeq lists its product as uncharacterized. Gene Ontology annotation, biological process: proteolysis. The record is from RefSeq and is a predicted model, not a curated record. Lineage: Eukaryota; Metazoa; Arthropoda; Insecta; Diptera; Culicidae. Bases 1 to 1638 code for a protein of 545 amino acids. Gene Ontology annotation, molecular function: serine-type endopeptidase activity. The transcript is spliced from 3 exons.